CUCCUGCUGCACUUCCCUGAGGAAGAGGGACUAGGCUCCCUUGGCCAGCUGGACGCCCCCAGUGGUGAGGCUGGUCCCAUCUGGUAGGUUACAGCCACACUGGGCUCUGCCAGGGGGGCCACUGAGGAAGAAGGGCUUCUGUGGCUGGAAGAGUGGAGCUCCCACAUGGCCACCACCGCCUCCCCGCCGCCCCUCACCACCAAGGCUGCAGGCUUUGAGAACAGCUCCUUCCACGACUACUAUGAGUACUUCCUGGAGGAGGCGGCCUCCAUGCUGUGCAGGAAGGAUGAGGUGCUGUCCUUCGGCAGACUCCUCCUGCCGCUCCUGUACUUUCUGAUCUUCGUGCUGGGCCUGGGCGGGAACCUCCUCCUCCUGGUCGUCUUGCUCCGCUACGUGCCUCGCGGGCGGAUGACGGAGGUCUACCUGCUGAACCUGGCCAUCUCCAACCUGCUGUUCGUGGUGACCCUGCCCUUCUGGGGCGCCUCUGUGGUCUGGAACUGGGUGUUUGGGAGCUUCCUGUGCAAGCUGGUGAGCACGCUCUACACCGUCAACUUCUACAGCGGCAUCUUCUUCAUCAGCUGCAUGAGCCUGGACAAGUACCUGGAGAUAGUUCACGGUCAGCAUCACUGCAGGCUGAGGACCCGAGCCAAGAGCCUGCUCCUGGCCACUGUGCUGUGGGCGGUGGCCCUGGCCGCCUCCGUCCCGGACAUGGUCUUUGUGCAGACGGUGGAGAGCCCCCCGGGCGUGUGGAACUGCUACGCAGAAUUCGGAGGCCGGGGGACUGAGUGGAAGCUCUCCCUCCGCUUCAUGCAGAACACGCUGGGCUUCCUCCUCCCACUCGUGGCCAUGGUCUACUUCUACUCCCGCAUCGGCUGUGUCCUGGUCAGGCUCAGGCCCCCGGGCCAGCGCCGAGCCCUCAGGAUGACCGUAGCCCUGGUGGUGGCCUUCUUUGUGCUGUGGUUCCCGUACAACCUCACCUUGUUUCUGCACUCGCUGCAGGACCUGAGAGCCCUCUGGGACUGCAAGGUCAGCCAGCAGCUGGACUACGCCCUGCAGGUGACCGAGAGCAUUGCCUUCCUCCACUGCUGCUUUGUUCCUGUGCUCUAUGCCUUCUCCAGCCGCCGCUUCCGCCAGUACCUGAAGGCACUGCUGGCUGCUGUGCUGGGACGCCCGCAGAUGCCCGGCCCGGCCCCGGCCCCACUGUCCAGCUGCUCUGAGAGCAGCGGGCUCACUGCCCAAGAAGAAAUGACCAGCGUGAAUGAUCUGGGGGACAGGCAGGCUGAGGACUGCGCCAGCGGCUAGGCUGGGGGAGAAACUUAAGCCAGCGGGGCCGUGGCGGGACCCUGUGACAGGCCGCUCAGCCUGGCGGUGAUCUCACUUCUCAGCCCUCCGUGCCUUGUGCUCAAGCCUGCCUUCUUCCUUUAGCGUGUGUCUUUCCCUUUUUCUAAGUUUAUUUUAUUUGAUUUUUGUUUCUUAUUUAACCAGAGCACUUCUCAGCCCUGGCUUAGGGUGGUAUGGGGUUUGAACCUGGGACUUCAUUGUUCAAGGCAUGAAAGAAUUUUUGCAUAAGCAUUAUACUAUCUCCCCAGCCUCUAUUAUUAUUAGUUUUGUAUAAAGAGAGAAAUCGUGGGGGGAGAUAUAGAUGAUAUAGAUACAGAUAUAUCUAUAGCCCUGCUUCACCCAGCAUGAAGCUUCCCCCCUGCAAGUGGCUUAGACCCUGGUCCUUGAACAUUAUGAUGCAUGUGUUGUGCCAGAUGCACCACCACCCAGUCCCUUAUUUUUUUCUCUUUGAUUCCACCAGGGUUAUCACUUGGCCUCGGUGCCUGUACCAUGAAUCCAUGAAUCCACUGCUUUCACUGGCCAUUGUUUCAUUUUUUUUUUUUAAUUUUCUUAAU
Erinaceus europaeus (western European hedgehog) is the source of this 1895-nucleotide messenger RNA. It is a transcript of the gene ACKR2, whose product is annotated as atypical chemokine receptor 2. The coding region runs from base 166 to 1302 and encodes 378 amino acids. Gene Ontology annotation, cellular component: membrane. Gene Ontology annotation, biological process: G protein-coupled receptor signaling pathway; immune response; chemotaxis. The transcript has 2 exons. The record is from RefSeq and is a predicted model, not a curated record. Gene Ontology annotation, molecular function: chemokine receptor activity. Lineage: Eukaryota; Metazoa; Chordata; Mammalia; Eulipotyphla; Erinaceidae.